Styela clava is the source of this 1890-nucleotide messenger RNA. RefSeq names its product folate receptor gamma-like. Gene Ontology annotation, molecular function: signaling receptor activity. Gene Ontology annotation, cellular component: external side of plasma membrane. The record is from RefSeq and is a predicted model, not a curated record. Lineage: Eukaryota; Metazoa; Chordata; Ascidiacea; Stolidobranchia; Styelidae.
AACAUAAGAUUACAUGGUAUCAUGGCCUUUAUAUAACGACUAAGAUGGUAUGAACGACUUAAACAUCUUUGAAAUAUAAUGGUAACGUAGAGCAAGAAUGUUUCAUCGUGAAGAUGUACAUACAUUUGUGAAGUCAUCCAUACAGCGACCAAAAACGAAAGAUACCUACGGUAUUCAUAAAUAAACCACGCACGUGUUACAGAGUUUUUAUUUAUGUCUGGCAGUCUGCUGCGCGCUGUUUUCAUUCAGCGAUUUGGCUCGCAGAGUCAAAGCAAGGGUUGCGUCGCUUUAUUCCUGUGGAUCAAUAAAUAUGGAUACAUGGUGGAUUCUCAUUUGCGUGUUUUGUGGACUGAUAUGGAAUGGGAAUGCAGCAAGACUGAAAUCUGACCAACAUGUGUUGAAUGUUUGUAUGGAUGGUAAACAUCAUUUACACGAACCAACUUCAGAGAAAUUAUAUGGAUUGUGUCAACCUUGGGAAGCAAAUGCAUGUUGUUCAAAUGAGACUGCAUAUCAUUCUCAAAAAACGUUUUCAUUUCUUUAUAACUUGAAUCUGAGUCACUGUGGAGAAAUGUCACAAAAGUGCCUUCGGAGAUUUUAUAUCAGCCAUUGUUUUUAUGAAUGUACGCCGAAUGUUGGCCCUUGGAUUAAAUCGGUGAGAUCUUCAAUUCGUAAUGAAAGGUUUUUCCAUGUUCCUUUAUGUAAAAGUGAUUGUGAUGCUUGGUGGGAUGAUUGUAAAGAUGACUUGACAUGCGUCGACAGCUUUGCAACUGGUUUUGUUUGGCAUAAUAAUACCAAUCAUUGUCCUGUAAACAACAAAUGUCAAAGUUUCAAGAAAUGGUUUCAUAAUUCAACAAAUUUCUGCCAGACUAUUUAUCCUGAUGAUUUCAUUGUUAUUCAAAACAGCACUGUGCCGUGCAUGAAACUUGAAUUUAACAGAACAAGAAAUCCAAAUGCCAAGGUGGCAAAGAAAUAUGCGGAAAUGAAGAAUUUGUAUCUUGGCAUCAAAAAAUCAAGUCAAUCGCCUGCGACCACAACAACACAAAGCCAGAAAGAAACGGUACAACCAUAUGUUCCACCAACUAAAACACCGGUCCUUCAACAAACUGGAACAAUCAUUUCCAUUGUUCUCAUCAGUCUUUUAAUAGUUGGAAUUUUUAUAGGUGUUUUAAUAUACAAAUGUAAAGAUGCGAUACUGACUAGAAAACGCGCCGGAGAAGGUUAUUUGCCAUCUUUCGCAUGGUUCAAACAAGCGACAAACAGACAAACAACGAAUCGCUCUGACACCGUGGACAACCGACCUUUUCUACAAGCUGGAGAGGAAGAUGAUGAUUGUGAUAUCAAUCCUCACGGAACACUAGAAAUUGAUUUGUAACUUUUAUUCUGAAACUGCUGGUUUGAAAUAGCAAAAUCCCCAGCAGUUCAGCUCUGACUCCAGAACUUCCAUUUUUUUCCUCGGAGCGUAGCCAUUAAAGUUUUUUGGUAUGACCGCUACUGUGAAACACCAGCCCAAAUGCAGCUUCAGCUGCGAGACAGGAUAAAAGGUUUUGACACUAACUUUAGAUUAAUGUCAGAAAUUAAAUUUAAAACAAAUAUAAUGUAAAUAGGGUAUAUUUUAUUAUUUGUAUGAAUUAGAAAAUCAUAAUUGUGAACAAAUAAUUAGAUGGUAAGGAGCUAGGGCAGGCACUAUAAUUCCUGUUAGGUCCACCUCCAUCUUGUAUAAUAAGCUUGGCUCCAGCUACACAAAACAUUACGACUCCUUGGCCCUGCUUACAAUAAUAACCAAAAUGUGUUUUUCGGCUGGUUUUAAAUUAUUUUUCAUUUAGGCUAUUCACAGAAUAACCAACUACACAGCUACGGUGGUUUCUGCUUUGUUAAUUUGAUACCUUGAAA